This is a messenger RNA of Saccharomycodes ludwigii, 1758 nucleotides long. It is a transcript of the gene MUP1, whose product is annotated as Mup1p. The transcript has a single exon. Bases 1 to 1758 code for a protein of 585 amino acids. Gene Ontology annotation, molecular function: L-amino acid transmembrane transporter activity. Gene Ontology annotation, biological process: amino acid transmembrane transport. Gene Ontology annotation, cellular component: membrane. The record is from RefSeq and is a predicted model, not a curated record. NCBI's taxonomy places the organism in Eukaryota, Fungi, Ascomycota, Saccharomycetes, Saccharomycodales, Saccharomycodaceae.
AUGACAGAAAUUAAAAAAAGUUUUUUUCCACAACUGAAUGUUUUCAACAAAGAAAACUAUUCAAUUAACUCAAGAACAGAUAGUAGCAGCAAUGUUAGUACGUUUAAUUCAAAACAAGAAAAUGAACAAAACAUGAUCACUAGUUUGGACAAAGGAAAUAAGAAAAUAGGUUUAUUAUCAUGUAUAGGCUUAAUUUGUAAUCGUAUGGUUGGUUGUGGUAUUUUUGCCACGCCAUCAAGCGUGUAUACCAUGUCAGGAUCUAUUGGUUUGGCCUUAAUUAUAUGGGCAUGUGGCGCAAUUAUUGCACUAGCUGGCAUGUACGUGUACAUGGAAUUUGGUACUGCGAUUCCUCGUAACGGUGGUGAAAAAAAUUACCUGGAAUAUAUUUUCCAAAAACCCAAAUUUUUAGUCACCAGCUGCUAUGCCUCAUAUAUUUUUUUUUUAGGAUGGGCAGCUGGUAAUUCAGUCAACUGCGCAAUCAUGUUUUUAACUGCCGGGAAUGUAGAAAUAACUGAAUGGAACCAACGUGGUGUUGGUGUUGCGGUGAUUGGCUUUUGCUUUUUAGUAAAUGCCAUAAAUGUUAAAGCGGGUAUAUAUUUGCAAAACGUUUUGGGUAUUUUUAAAAUUGGUAUUGUUAUCUUUAUUUCAAUUACUGGUUGGGUUGCUUUAGGUGGUGGUUUACCAAAUCACUACAAAACAAACAAUUUCCAUAAUGCCUUUGAAGGUACAAAAAACACUACUGCUUAUGGCAUUGUAAAUGCCCUAUAUAACGUCAUAUGGUCCUUUAUUGGUUAUUCUAAUGUAAACUAUGCAUUGGGCGAAGUUAAAAAUCCUGUUCGUACGCUAAAAAUCGCAGGUCCAACCUCCUUGAUUUUCAUUGCUAUCAUAUACAUUUUCUGUAAUAUUGCUUAUUUUGCAGUUGUGCCAAAGGAAAAAUUGGUUUCAUCAAAGUUAAUUUUAGCUGCAGAUUUUUUUGACUUGGCGUUUGGUGGUCGUGCCAAACAAGCUGCUUCUGUUUUUGUUGGUUUAAGUGCAUUGGGUAAUGUUUUAUCUGUUAUUUUUGCACAAGGUAGAAUCAUUCAACAGUUAGGCCGUGAGGGUGUUUUACCAUUUUCAUCUUUUUUUGCAACUUCCAAACCUUUUAAUUCACCAACAAUUGGAUUGUUUCAGCAUUUUAUUGUUUGCUUAGUAACCAUUAUUGCACCUCCACCGGGCGACGCUUAUAAUUUUAUCUUGAAUUUGGUUUCUUAUCCAAUGAACAUCAUUAAUUUUUGUAUUAGUGGCGGAUUACUUUACAUUUAUAUCCAAAAAAAAAGAGGUAUUAUUGAAUGGAACCCUCCCAUCCGUGCUGGUUAUUUUAUUACUACAUUUUUCAUGUUGGCUAACUUGUAUUUGAUUAUUGCACCAUAUGUCCCACCAACUGCUGGCGACUCUAUUUACGAAAGUAUGCCCUAUUGGAUUCACUGUGUCGUUGCUUGGGGUGUUUUCGCAUUUGGUGGACUUUAUUGGGUAAUUUGGUACGUUGUUUUACCUAAAAUUGGUGGAUAUGAUUUAAUUGAUACCGAGGUGCUGGGUGAUGACGGAUUCUGGAGAAAGAAAAUUGUUAAAAAAUAUAAAAAUGAAGAAACAACUGAAGUAAAUAUUAACGAAACAAGCGUUGAAUAUGUGGAUCAAAAUGAAAAUGUCAAUAGUAAUUAUGAUAAUACAAUAAAAAAAGAUACUGACAAAAUCAUUAAUACCACUGAAAUUAUAAACUAA